AUGGAUGCAGAUCAGGUCAAAUUGCAGAGGAAAGGACCAUGGUUUUGCCCAACACCUAACGACAUCAAUUGGCAGAGCGUGCCUGAUGACUUGGAACCACCUACCUCGUGUUCCAAUGAACUUGAACUAUUUUUAGCUAAUGUACGGCGUGAUCUUAUUAAUCCUGAGAACAUUAGGCAAGCUAGGGAUAACCUUUCUAAAAAAGAACGGGUUACGCUUAAAGAGCUCAAAGAACUUAAAAAUUCCAAUGUAGUGAUCCGUAUACAGGACAGAGGAUCCCGAUUUGUAUUAAUUGAUGAAAGGGAGUACGAGAAAAAAAUGUUUGGUCAGCUUAACAAUCAGUUGCAUUAUAAGCUUUUGCAAUCGGAUCCAACCUCUAAGCAUUUGGCAUUAGUAGAGAGUUGGUGUUCCAAAUGGCUAGGAAAAGGUGAGAUUUUUCCCGAAGUAGCUAUUUGGAUUUUAAAUAAAGAAGCGAGACCAGGAGUUGCAUUUGGAAAUAUCAAAACACACAAAACGGGUAACCCGCUCAGACUUAUUACAAUUUGUUGUGGCAGGGCAAUUGAAAACUUAUCGGCCUUUACUAAAUUUUAUUUACAACCACUUGCUCGAAAACUACCAUCGUUUAUUAAGGACACCACCGACCUGCUUAAUAAAAUAGAGCAUCUUAACACAAGCGGCGCCUUUCCAACUGGCACCUUACUGGUCUCGUGCGACGUGGUUUCAGUGUUACCUAACAUCGACAACAAACUCGGCCUCACUGCAGUUAGGAAGGCUUUGAAUACUAGGGAAAACAAAUUUCCAUCCACGACUUGUAUUUUAGAAGCCGUAAAAAUUUGUUUGAAAAGAAACCAUUCUAUUUUUAAAGAGAACUUCUUCCUUCAAAUACGCGGCACAGCUAUGGGUCCGAAGAAUGCUUGUAGCUAUGCCGAUCUAACCAUGGGCGAAAUUGAUCUCAAAGCUAAGUUUUCUGGUCCGAUAAAGCCGUCCUUAUGGUGGCGAUAUUGAGACGAAGUGUUUGUCUAUCAGCGCGAGGAAUUUAUGCCCGAUGUUAGUGCUGGUGUUCUUGCGGAAAGGUGGGUUGAACUAGAGGAUGUUGUUGCGUUGACGGUUCUUGCGCCUUUGCGUGUGGGUUAGUUCAUAGUGAAGUGUGUAGCUGUAUCUACUGUCGUCUAGUGCUUUCUGGUAGGCGGGAGCUGCUUGGUCGAAGGAGGCUUUGUCGGAUGAGAGGGAUGAUUAACUUCUGUUGAUAGCGGCGGGGAUGUGAGUGUAGAUAGACUCAAAAAGCGUAACGAACUCGUCUCUUCCUGCUGACACAGAAACAAAGCCCUCCUACGCAACAGCUGACUUGACACU
This is a messenger RNA of Stylophora pistillata, 1353 nucleotides long. RefSeq lists its product as uncharacterized. The record is from RefSeq and is a predicted model, not a curated record. NCBI's taxonomy places the organism in Eukaryota, Metazoa, Cnidaria, Anthozoa, Scleractinia, Pocilloporidae.